UGCGUCAUUUCCAGCUAUACCAGCGAAAACUGGAGUCGUUUCGUCUCCAGUCUUCUUCUUUCUGUAACGUUACAGUUGUCUUUCCUGGCCUCCAAACCACCCGACAAGUCGUGUCUCUGACGUGGCGGUACAUCUGCUAUGGUGUACCAAGUCAGGAUGAACGGGGGAGCCGGCAUUCCCUCGGAUAUGAUCUACAUUGAUCUUGUGAUUCAGGAUCCUCAGACGUUCACAGACGACAAGGGUCGGAUCACCACCUACGAGAUCGCCCUCGAGACAAACAGCAUCUCCUUUAUCCUGAAGUCUUCCCGUGUAAGACGGCGGUUCGAGGAGUUUGUGUGGCUGAGAGGUCAACUAGCGGAGAUCCAUGGACUCUCUGACCUGCCGCCGUUGCCCAGUGGAGGUCUCCUACGGAUGUUUGGACGGCAGUUUGACAAGGAGUUCAUCAGAGAGAGACAGAAGCUACUACAGAAGUUCACAGAAAAGUAA
Messenger RNA from Branchiostoma floridae (Florida lancelet), 486 nucleotides. Its product is annotated as sorting nexin-3-like. The transcript has 3 exons. Gene Ontology annotation, molecular function: phosphatidylinositol binding. Gene Ontology annotation, biological process: intracellular protein transport. NCBI's taxonomy places the organism in Eukaryota, Metazoa, Chordata, Leptocardii, Amphioxiformes, Branchiostomatidae. The coding region runs from base 139 to 486 and encodes 115 amino acids. The record is from RefSeq and is a predicted model, not a curated record.